AUGUCGCAAAAGGGAAAAGGCAGCGCCGGCUCGGGCAAGGGCAAAAAGCCCGCCAAAUCGGGCGCCGAAAGCAAGGGCGAGGACGUCCUUCAGGCGGUGAUCCUUGCCGACUCAUUUCAAGACAGAUUCAAGCCAUUCACCAUCGGCAAACCGAGAUGUCUUCUCCCCCUCGGCAACACGCCACUGAUUGAGUACACCCUCGAGUUCCUGGCCAUGAAUGGCGUCAACGAAGUCUACCUGUACUGCGGGGCCAACACGGACGCGGUCGAAGAGCACAUUAACCGGUCGCGGUGGUCGACGGCCUCGAAAUCCUCACCCUUUUCGCUCAUCCAGUUCAUCCGGGUCGCGGACGCGCGGUCGGCGGGUGAUGUCCUACGAGACCUGGACACGCGGUCGCUCAUCGACGGCGACUUCAUCCUGGUGCACGGCGAUCUGGUGUCCAACUUGCCGCUGGACGCGGUGCUGGCGGCGCACCGGCGACGGCGCGAGGAGAGCGCCCUCAACAUCAUGACGUGCGUGCUGCGCGGCGGCGGGCCGGACGCGCACCGCACAAAGGCCCGCGGCAUCACGCCCAUCUUUGUCAUUGACAACAAAACACAGCGCUGCCUGCACUACGACGAGAUGAGCGCGCUCGGCGGCGGUGGUAGCGGGCACCGCACGCUGCUGGACCCGGCCAUCCCCGAGGAGCUCUCCACCGACUUUGACGUGCGCGCCGACCUCAUUGACGCGCAGGUCGACAUUUGCACGCCCGAGGUGCUCGCGCUGUGGUCCGAGAGCUUCGACUACGAGCUCCCGCGGCGCAACUUCCUCCACGGCGUCCUCAAGGACUGGGAACUCAACGGCAAGAUGAUUUACGCGCACGUGGUCGACGAGGACGGCGGCUACGCCGCGCGCGCCAGCGACCUGCGCAUGUACGACGCCGUCAGCCGCGACGUCCUCGGCCGCUGGACCUUCCCGCUGAUCCCCGAGAACAACCUGGCGCCCGGCGCUGCGUACCGCGCGCACCCGGGCGGCGUCGUCAUCGAGCAGAGCGCGUGGCACGCAUCGAGCGCGCGCCUACGCAACUCCAUCGUCGGCGACCGCGCAUCCAUCGGCCCCGGCGCCACCGUCACAAACUGCGUCAUCGGUAGCGGCUGCGUCAUCGCCGCUGGCGCCACCCUCACCGACGCCUUCCUCUGGAACGAUGUCGCCGUCGACGAGGGCGCCACCGUCACGCACGCCAUCCUCGCCGACGGCGUCAAGAUCGGCAAGGGCGCGACCGUCCAGCCUGGCGCGCUGCUGUCGUUUGGCGUGCGCAUCGGCGACGGCAUGACCGUCCCGGAGGACACGGCCAUCUCGACGCUCUCGGCGCUCGGCAAGCCCGUCACCGCCGACGUCGCGCUCGUCGGUGCCGACGGCGACGGCGCCGCCUUCCACGACCCCGAGGCCGACGAGCUCGAGGAUGACGACCCGGCGCGCCUACAGCGGACGCUGAUCUACUCGACGGCGGGCUUCAACGUGUCGACCUCGUCGGUGUCGACGCUCGCCUCCGAAGCCUACUCGGACGACGACUCCUCCGACGGCGGCGGGGUCGGUGGCGGUGGCGACACGGCGGAGGACGCCGCCGACCGGGAGGCGGCCGCCAGCAAGGCCUCUUUCCACGCCGACGCCGUGCACGGGCUGCUCGACGCGCUGCGCGCCGCCUCGGGCGACUUUGACUCGGCCAAGCUCGAGUUCAUGGGCCUGCGCCUUGCCAACAACGCCUCGGACGAGAUGAUGCGCCGCGCCGUGGCCACCGCGUUCGCGCGGCGCGCCGCAAGGCCGCGGAGACGGCGCUCACCGCGCGCGGGGGCGCGGUCCGCGUUUGCGCUGGCGACGCAGGCGGCGCUGGGCGAGGUCGUGCAGGAAUCCGGGCUGGACGCGGCGAGGGCGGGCACGGUGCUGGCGGCGCUGAUGCAGCAGCUGUACGCGCUCGACGUGCUGGAGGAGGAGGGCAUCCUGGCGUGGUGGGAGGACGGGCGCGCCGCGGCGGAGGGCACGAUGGCGGCGCUGAGGGACAAGUGCAGGGUGCUGGUGGAGUGGCUGGAGAACGCGGAGGAGGAGGAGGAGGAGGAGGACGACGACGACGACGACGAUGACAGUGACGAUGAUGACGAGUAG
This is a messenger RNA of Cordyceps fumosorosea ARSEF 2679, 2139 nucleotides long. Its product is annotated as eIF4-gamma/eIF5/eIF2-epsilon. Gene Ontology annotation, cellular component: eukaryotic translation initiation factor 2B complex. The transcript is spliced from 4 exons. Bases 1 to 2139 code for a protein of 712 amino acids. The record is from RefSeq and is a predicted model, not a curated record. Lineage: Eukaryota; Fungi; Ascomycota; Sordariomycetes; Hypocreales; Cordycipitaceae. Gene Ontology annotation, molecular function: translation initiation factor activity; translation initiation factor binding; guanyl-nucleotide exchange factor activity.